Messenger RNA from Chlamydomonas reinhardtii, 4771 nucleotides. RefSeq lists its product as uncharacterized. Bases 265 to 4194 code for a protein of 1309 amino acids. The record is from RefSeq and is a predicted model, not a curated record. Gene Ontology annotation, molecular function: protein binding; calcium ion binding. The transcript has 23 exons. Lineage: Eukaryota; Viridiplantae; Chlorophyta; Chlorophyceae; Chlamydomonadales; Chlamydomonadaceae.
UAUGACGCAUUGACGUCACACAUAACUGACACACGCAACAGUCAGUGCGCCAGUGCAGUCAGCGGUAUUGCGAUACACAUUCAAAGUCAAAGCGCAUAAUUGCGCGUGUCUCAUAGCGCUUCCCAGUAAGAACACUCAUUUAAAAUAUACGACAACAAGGAGCCUGGAGGAGCGAGGACGCGGAAGCAGAAUGUUAACAGGCGUGCGAACCAUUGAGGCUCCUCUGGAAGUUUGGUUCCAUAGCUAAAUUGUUUCAUCAGCAAAAUGUUUAAUAUUGGCCAGGAUGGGCGUAAGCCGACAGGCGGUACGCUGCCGCGAGUCUCCUUGACGGACCCGGGCGGCGCCGGCGGGGGCCGGGUGCCGCGGCACGGCGGGGCGCAGGGGGGCGGCGGCGGCGCGGCGGGCGGGCGGCCCAGCUACGUGCCCAAGUACUCGGGGGAGCAGCAGGGCGGCGCGGAUGCCGUCAACCAGGACAUCCUGCGCCGCGUCAAGGCCAAGUUCGACAGCGCCGACCUGGACGGCAGCGGCCAGCUGCAGCCGCAGGAGUUCAUCAACGCAUUCCUGGGCAUCCUGCAGACCGAGGACGGCGGCGAUGCUGAGGCUCUCGCCAAACUGUUCAUGCGCAUUGAUGCCAACAGUGACGGCACCGUGGACUGGGAUGAGUUCAGCACCUACAUGCUGCUGGAGAGCCAGGGCAGCGCGCGCGUGAGGGAGUUCGAGAGCACAGUCACCAUGCAGCAACCCGACAUGUCGACUAUGUCGGACCACGCGGGGCACCGCGACGCCAUGACCCACAUCGCCUCCAUGCGCCUGGCCAACGGCGUGGACAGAUACGCCACCUGCGGCAGGGACGGCACGGUUCGGUUGUGGAACGCCAAGGACCUGAAGCACGUCAAGACCAUUGCGCUGCCGCCCUCGCGCCCCUCCGGCCAGGACCGGGACGGCGGCGGCGGCAGCGAGAGGCUCAUGUCCGCCAGCCGCCGGCAGCCCAAGGGCCACAGCGGCCUCUGGGCUACCUGCUCGGCCUUCAUGCCGCUGACUCAGAAGCUGGCGGUUGGGUCGUUCAGCCGCUCCAUCCGCAUCUACGACCUGUCCAGCUAUGAGCUGUCGGGGCAGAUCCCCCAGAUCGACUACGUGCCUCUGUCCCUGGACGUGUGGGUGCCGCCGCGCGCCAAGGACACCGAGCUGCUGGUGGUGGGGGACGGAGGAGGCUGGGUGCGGCUGUUCGAGGUCCGCUUCAACAGCCCGGGCACGGAGGCGGCGGCCGCGGUGUCGGGCGGGGCGGCAGGCGGCAGCGCGGGAGGCGGCGGGCCGGGCGGGGCGGACAAGGGCGGCGGCGCGGGCGGCGGCGGCGCGGGCGGCCUGGAGCGCAUGACGGAGCGGCCCAAAUGGCGCUACCACCACCACAACGACUGGGUCAUGUGUGUCAAAUACGUGUCGGACAUGAACUGCGUGCUGGCCGCCAGCCUGGACAAGACCGUGUCCAUCACCGACGCCGAGGAGCGAGUGCCGCUCAAGAAGCUGGAGGGACACCACACCAAGGGCGUCAACAGCGUGGACUGGUCCUCGCUGUACAAGUUCGUGGUGACGGGCAGCCUGGACCGCCGCGUCAUCAUGUGGAACCCCUUCAGCCAGAAGCCGCUGGCGGUGCUGAGCGGCCACAACGCCGCCGUGACGGGGGUGGUGGUCAACGACCGCGACAACCAGAUCAUAUCGCUGUCCACAGACCACAUCAUCAAGAUCUGGGACAUCCGCAACCACAAGUGCAUCCAGUCGCUGCCAGACCGCGAGCUGCUCAACAUGCCGCAGAUGUCCGAGGACGCCGUCACCCCCGCCCUGUACGACAGCGAGCGGCGCCAGCUUGUGACCGGGUACACCAAACCCAAGGUGUGGAAGAUGACCAGUGCGGGUGCGGGCGCCACGCAGGCGCACUCCGCCUCCGUGACGCGGGUCAUGUACAACGCCAACUUCGCAGAGGCCAUCUCCGCCGACCACGCCGGCACCAUCAGCGUGUGGCACGUGCCCAGCGGCAAGCUGCGCUACCGCUUCCUGCGCUGCCACGGCGACAAGCGCAUCACCGCACUGGCCUUUGACGCCGCCAAGCGCCGACUGGUCAGCGGGGCAGAGGACGGAGACUGCAAGAUCUGGAACUUCUCCAGCGGCGCCUGCCUGAGUCACCUGCAGAGCCGCGCGCGGGCCGAGGUGACGGCGCUUGUGCCCCUGCGCGGGCCGCUCACACGCUACGUGCUGGCGGCUGGGUGGGACCGGCGCAUCACCUUCUUCGAGGACAACGCCUCCAAGACAGUGGGGCCCUGCAGGGCGCUGGCGGGCCACAAGGCCGACAUCCUAGCCAUGGUGGCCCUGGAGGGCAGCUCCACAGUGGUCACCGCCUCAGACGACGGAGAGGUGUGGGUGUGGAACAUGGACUCAUGCGCGCCCAAGCGCCGCAUGGUGGCGCCCGGCACCGCCUCCCGCCCCGCCAACGAGCGCGCAGUGGAGGCGCUGGGCUUCCUGUCCGCCUCCGCCUCGGCCUCCGCAGCAGCCUCCGCGGCGGCAGGUGGCGGCGGCGGCGGCGGCGGCGGCGGCAACAGCCGGCUGCGCUCUGUGCUGGUGGCGGUGGGCGCGGACCGCUGGCUGCGGCUGUGGGACGUGCUGGAUGGGGCGCUGCUGGCGGAGAGGUUCACGGGGCACAGACAGGGUGAGACGGUGCAGGCCCUGGCGCUGGACGGCAACAACCGCCGCAUCGCCACCGGGGACAGCGGCGGAAUGAUCAAGGUGUGGGACAUGUCUCGCUACACCGGCGGGCCGCUCUCGCACUCCGCCGCCGCCGCCUCCAUCCGCGAGGUAGCGCUGUGGCGGGGCCACAAGUCGCACGUGACCUCGCUGGACUGGGUGGACCCGGCCGCGGGCGCCGGCAUCGGCGGCGGGCGGCUGAUCGGGCGUCUGUUCCUGGCCAGCAGCAGCGCGGACUGCACCAUCACGCUGUGGAGCGAGGGGGGCGUGCGGGUGGGCACCUUCGGCCAGAACACCUGGAGCCUGACUGACCCGGGCAGCUGGGCGGCACGGGAGGUGGACGAGCUGGAUGAGCGGGACAGUUGGAUAAUGGAGGCCUCCCGAACCAUCCCGCGCGCCGACCCCUCCGCGCCCAUCACCGGCACCGGAGGCUACAGCACCGGCUCGCCCUCGCCCGAGCCGCCCUCAGACCAGCAGACCUACGGAGGCCCACCGGCAGCAGCAGCAGCAGUAGCCGGAGGCGGCGGCGGUGACGCCAGUGGCCCCAGCGGCCGCUCCUUCAGCCGGCCAGGCAGCGUGCUCGGCUCGGCCGCCGCCAAUGCCGCAGGCAGCGGCGGCGUGAGCGCCCGCGCCGCGCUCAGUGCGCGGGCGGGAGGGCCAGGGCCGCAGCAGCCGCCGCAGCAGCAGUCGCGACAGCGGCCCGACAGCGCUGCCAGUGAGAUAGCGCUGGUGUGUGACGCCAGCAACGCACUGCGGGCUCAGACGCGCAGCUCCAUCCGCCGCCUCAUGUCGCGCGGCAACAGCGGCGGCCUGGCGGCCUCCCGCACGGCCUCGGUGUCGGGCCUGCCUGCUGACAGCGGCGGUGGUGCCGAGGGCGGCGGCCAGCUGCGGCCCUGCAGCACGGCUCUGGCGGGGGUGCCUGAGCGGCCCAUGUCGGGGGUGCGGCGGCCUGUGGCGCUGACUGCGGGUCCGGAUGGGCUGCAGGAGGUGUACUCAUCGGGCGAGGAGGGCGGCGAGGGCGAGGAGGAGGAGGAGGAGGCGAAGCUGAGCAGCAGCGAGUCCAGCGGCGACCACGCCAGUGACACAGAGGUGCCGGUGGCGCUGUGGCUCGCCGACUUCAACGCGGCGCGGCAGAACAAGCUGUUCGGGGCGGGCGCGGCGGUGGUGGGCGGCGGAGCGGGCGGCAGCGGUGGCGGCGGGCGGGAAGCCGGUGGCGGAGGUGGAGGAGGUGGGGGAGGCAGCAAGUACAAUACCGGCAACUGGGUGACUGGAUACCGCAAUCUAAAGAUCAGUGAGAUGUCGGCGCUACAGGAGCGGCCCGCCACCUCAUACAUGUCCAGCCGGCACGGAGUGGCCACGGCGGCCGGAGUGCUCACGCGCUCGCCGGACGGCGGCUCGCCGCGGCGACCCGGCACGUCGGCAUCCACCACUGCGGGGGGAGGCGCGAAGCUGCGGCGGUAGUGCUGGGGGUGCUUGCUGCCAGGUGUGGUGGGCGCGGGCGCCGAGACGGGGGCGGGGGCGACUCUUGUGCGGGCGCAACCUUUGGUGUGCUGCCGCCUGUGGAGGGCUAAGGCCUGCGGUCAUGUGCACGGUCAUGUGCCUUGCAUGCCUUGGCGGGGCUCAUGCGGCAUCUUGACUCAUGUUCGUGGCAGGAUUCAUUGGCUGGUAUGACCUCUGACCUUCGCAUCUCCGAAGGACACACUAUAUGUUGGGGUGGGGGCCCCGGGGGGCUGCAGGGGUCGGCGACUGGCUAGGAAGGUAGAAUGAAGCCGUGUUGCGCAAGGACCGGGUGGUUUGGAAGGCCGUGUCCAAUCGAACUGCACGUCGCACCUCCCGGUUGGCUCCCUUGGUGGCACGCAUCCUGUUCCAGCGCCGCACGCAAAUCGCGGCAUCAUUUUGAGAAUAUGGUAGUUGGCAGCGGUGUGCUGGUCCUGCGCGGGAGUAGACUCGGGCCACCGCGGCGCACAACAGGGGUCUGUUGCCCCGGCCGCUGGUGAUGACGGGCCCAUGUGCCGGACGCAUGUAAAAGCACAUCCUU